AUGCAAAAUUGGAGACUGCUGGAUGAAAAUUCUUGUAGAACGCCACAAGAACUUGCAAAUUUAUUGGGCGUGACUCAGCAUUCCGUUUCUCAUCGCUUAAAAUGCUUAGGAAUGAUCCAAAAACUGCAACGGCAAAACAGAAAGGGUUUUUUGCAUCGCAUCGUAACUGGCGAUAAAAAGUGGAUACACCAUGGCAACCCGAAGCAGAAAAAAUCGUGGGGACUUCCCGGCCAUUCAUCAACUUCGACAGUGAACCCAAACAUUCAUGGCUCGAAGCUGAUGCUGUGUAUUUGGUGGGACAAGCUCGGCGUAGUGUACUAUGAACUCUUGCAACCAGGCGAAACCAUUACAGGAGCCCUCUAUAGGACACAACUAAUAUGUUUGAGAUACUCUGAAAGACACAAUAAGAUAAUACUUCUGCAUAACAUGCAGCAUGUUUCCAAGGUCGUGAAAACAUACCUGGAAACUUUGAAAUGA
This is a messenger RNA of Cinara cedri, 477 nucleotides long. The record is from the annotation of a GenBank genome assembly. NCBI's taxonomy places the organism in Eukaryota, Metazoa, Arthropoda, Insecta, Hemiptera, Aphididae.